UUUUACAUCACGUGGAUGGCUAUGUGUGUGUGUCGUUUACCUGGAGAAGAGACGGCAGCAGGAUGCAUUAUGGGAAGAGGGUGAGCCGGUGGAGGCAAAGUGAUGCUCUGGGCAAAGAUCUGCUGGGAAACUCUGGGUCCAUUCAUGAGGAUGUUUGUAAACCCUGACACAGACCACGUACACCUCCUCAUGGCAGCAGUGUUCCCUGAUGGCUGCAGCCUCCCUCUGCAGGAACUGUUCAGGAACCGUUUGAGUUGAAGGUGUUGCCUCCAGAUCUCAGUCUGUUGGAGCAUUUCUGUGAUGUGUAUGGAGGCUCCACCUCACAACAUACAGGACUUAAAGGAUCUGAUGCUGAUGUCUGACACCAUAGGUCAUCUUCAGAGGUCUGUGGAGUCCAGGUCUCAACCAGUCAGAGCUGUUUUGGCAGCACAAGAGGGACAUAUGCAAUAUAUAGAGCUGCAGGAAUGAGCCUAAAACCAGGACGUAAGUUGCCAUGUCAGCACUUCCUGUUCCCUUGUUCCAAAGUCAAUGGGUUUUUGGUUAAAUGUCUGAAAUAAGGUCUGUGGUUUUAACACAAGCUCAAGACAUUUUCAUGUUUGAUUCUACAACAUAAAAUCAGUCAGUAAAUCACCCAGUAUCCCACAAACCUCUGGGCAACAGGUGUUAUACAGAGCAAUCAGAUUCUCCUGACUUUGUUAGAGAAAGAAAAGAAAAAGACAAAAUCUCAGUAAUCUGUUUAAAUGUGUUUGACAGCUCAGAUUGCUUAGUGACCCUCUGGAGGGCCCUGACCCCCAGGUUAGGAACCACUGGAAUAAACUAUCUGGAUUAAACUAAACUAUCUACCUGUAGUUAAAACUGGCUCUAACAGUAAAAUGCUGCAUUCAGCUUUUUAUUCAGGUGAGGAAUCAAAAUGUACUUUAAGUACAGAAACUAAAAGUAUUCAUGCAGAAUGGCCCUUUUCAGAAUAAUGUAUAUGAUAUUACUGGAUUAGAAUUAUUGAUGCAUUCAUGUGUUCGUCACUUGUUUGGUGGAGGUGACUUUAAUGACUAUUCAGGCUACAGGCGGAGAGAUGUGAAUCUCCCCCACUACUUUACUGUUCUCAAUUCAGGAGACACUGAGUCAUAUUUUAGAAACUGUAAAAUCGUGAUUUGCUACAGAGUCACAGAUGGAUUGUGAAAUGAUUGAGAGGAGUCAGCUGACCACACUGAGCUGCAGCGUCAGUGUUAGUGAUCAGAUCAGAUCUCAGUCUCAGUCUGAAGAGGUUUUAUGUCUCUGAGUUUCACCUGCAGUGUCUCCGUCUCUUUAAAGCGGGACUGGGCGGGUCACAUGUCCAGCUCCGGUGUCCCCUCCUCCGUGUCUUACCGGAGCCUGUGAGUGUGUGUGAGUGUGUGUGUGUGUGUGUUGAUGUUGUAAACCGGCCGCCGGCCUCCCUCCGCUGCUCCGUGUCCUCUCCGUGUCUCGGUGUAUAUAAAGGCCAGAGGAGGAUGUCAGCCCGCUGAGCUCCGGAGGAGAAGAUGCUGCCGCUCGGUCUGAUGCUGCUGCUGCUGACGGCCGCCGCCGCCGCCGCUGACCCGCCCGGGACGGGCGCUCCGCCGCUCCGGGGACCGGAGCUCGGCUUCUCUCCACCGGUCUCUGCCCCCCUCCUCCCCUCGCAGCCCGGAGCGGAGUACGGGGCGCCUGGUGUAGCCUUGGCCCGGUCCGCGGCGGAGGAGCCGGCCGGCCCCGGCGAGGAGGAAGAGGCUGGGGAGCAUCAUCAUCACGGCGGCGGGUACCGGGUGGUCCAGUGGGAGUGGAGCUACGUCCAGACUCCGUACAUCAUCGCCAUCUGGCUACUGGUGGCCAGCGUGGCCAAGAUCUUGUUCCACUUCUCCCAGCGGUUCACCACCGUGGUCCCAGAGAGCUGCAUGCUGAUCCUGUUGGGUCUGGUCCUGGGUGGGGUCGUCCUCAUAGCCAAUAAGAAGCAGCUGUAUCAGCUGGAGCCUGCCCUCUUCUUCCUCUUCCUGCUGCCAACCAUCGUGGGAGAUGCUGGGUACUUCAUGCCGGCCCGCCUCUUCUUUGACAAUCUCGGAGCCAUCCUGACGUACGCAGUGGUCGGAACACUGUGGAACGCAUUCUGCACCGGAUUCUGCCUGUACGCCGCCAAACUGCUGGGGGUCAUAGAUGAGCGCGUGCAGGCAGACCUGAUGGACUUCCUAUUGUUCGGAGCGCUAAUCUCGGCCGUGGACCCGGUGGCAGUGUUGGCUGUGUUUGAGGAGGUUCAUGUCAAUGACACGCUCUUCAUCAUCGUGUUUGGAGAGUCGCUGGUCAAUGACGCCGUCACUGUGGUUUUAUAUAAAGUCUACAUUUCCUUUGUGGAAGUGGGAGCAGAGAACGUUCAGACAGCAGAUUACUUCAAAGGAGUCGCUUCCUUCCUCAUCGUCAGCAUUGGGGGGACUUUGGUGGGUUUGGUCUUUGCUGUCAUCCUGGGCUUCAUCACUCGUUUCACCAAGAAGGUCAGGAUCAUCGAGCCCCUUUUUGUCUUCCUGCUGGUCUACCUGGCCUACCUGACCGCUGAGCUCUUCUCCCUGUCUGCCAUUUUGUCUAUGACCUUCUGUGGAAUCGGAGCCAAUAAAUACGUGGAGGCCAACAUUUCCCAGAAGUCUCGGACCACGGUGAAGUACACGAUGAAGACUCUGGCCAGCAUUGCCGAGACCAUCAUCUUCAUUUUCUUGGGGAUCUCAGCCGUGGACAAGUCCAAGUGGGCCUGGGACACUGGCCUAGUGUCCUGCACCCUCAUCUUCAUCUUUGUCUUUAGAGCUGUCGGUGUCAUUGGUCAGACCUGGGUUCUGAACCGCUUCCGGCUCGUCCCAUUGGACAAGAUCGACCAGGUAGUGAUGUCUUAUGGUGGCCUGCGGGGGGCAGUGGCCUUCGCUCUGGUGGUUCUGCUGGACGGCAAUCAAGUCAAAGCCAAAGAUUAUUUUGUCGCCACAACGAUUGUGGUCGUUUUCUUCACAGUCAUGUUCCAGGGUCUGACCAUCAAACCUCUGGUGAAGUGGCUCAAAGUUCCUCGUUCCACCAGCAGGAAGCCGACCAUCAACGAGGAGAUCCACGAGAGGGCCUUUGACCACAUCCUGACAGCAGUGGAGGACAUUGCAGGGUUGCAGGGAUACCACCACUGGAGAGACAAGUGGGAGCAGUUUGAUAAGAACUACCUGAGUAAGCUGCUGCUGAGGAAGUCUGUCUACAGGAAGAGUGAACUGUGGGAGGCCUAUCAGAAGAUAAACAUAAGGGAUGCCAUCAGUGUCAUCGACCAGGGUGGGAACGUCCUGACCUCAGCCAGACUGUCUCUGCCCUCGAUGGCCAGCAGAGCUUCAUUCCCUGAAGUCACCAAUGUUACCAACUACCUGCGUGAGAAUGGCAGUGGUGUGUGUCUGGACCUCCAGGUGAUCGAUAAUGUCCCCGGAGCCAAAGUGGAGGAGGACACCGAGACGCACCACGUCCUCGCAGAAAACCUGUAUAAACCCCGAAGACGGUAUCAGUCCCACUACAGCCGACACUUCAUGCCUCUGGGGGAGAAGGAGCGUCAGGACCGGGAGGUGUUUCAGAGGAACAUGAAGAGCCGCAUGGAGACGUUCAAAUCCACCCGAUACAAACGACACAAGAAGGAGCGCAGCCUCAAGAAGCGCCGAGGAUCCGACGCCAAGGAAGACAGCAGUGACAAACCCAGACGCAACGUCAGCUGGCAGGACAAAGAUCCGGUGGUUGUUCCCGUGGAGUCGGAGGAGGAUAAAGCCGAACACUCUGACGCAGAGAAGGAGGACGACGUUGGGAUCACCUUCGUGGCUCGCAAGGCCGAGACGCCCAAACAGCGACCCAAAUCAGUCCCUGCAGCUCUGGACGGGUGUCAGAGUCCGACAGCUGCCCCCUCCUCGCCCACCAGUGGAGACAGCCACUUACCGUGGAAGGGCAGCGUGGGCUCACCUCCUCCCUGUGUGUCUGUGGAGGCCACAAAGAUCAUCCCCGUGGACCUCCAGCAGGCCUGGAACCAGAGCAUCUCCUCACUGGAGAGCAUCUCCUCCCCGCCCGCCCCCGCUGAGCCCAUCCACCCCCGGGUCAGCGCCCUCUCCAGACUGGGAGGACCCCGUCCGGCUUCCUACACCCCGCCAGGCAGCAUUGGAAGCAGCACCUCCUCCAUCGGAGCUCAGGUGUCGCAGGGCUCUUUCGGCUUCUCAGAGAAGAAGAAGGAGGAUGAAGAGGAGGAGGAGGAGCAGGUAGCGUCUCAGGAGAUGCAGCCGCUCAUGUCGUCUCUGAGGCCCCCUGGACCCCUGUCGCCUCCACUGCCUCCACCGGGCUCCGCCCCCAACUCAGGGAGGAGGAGGAAUCCCUGUGUCUACCUGAGGAGCCUGGUGACGAUGCCCCCCACUGGCAGUGGCGAGCCGCACAGCAGAGGCCCCACCCAGCUGUAACAACAGAACCCAGAUCAGUAAAACAUCCGACACCUGCAGAGCAGAGCAGGAACUGAUCCACCAAUCCACACACACACACACACACACACACACACACACACACUCAGACCUACCUGUCAGGCCGUCCAAUAGGAAACCAGCUCACUAUGUCUGUUUCACCUUAGAUCUUCUCCGUCUGCAGCUUCACGUCUGAUCUGAUAAUCAUCCGUCACUUCCUGUAGUCUGAGCUCAUUUUAAAGUCUUAGCUGCACAUCACCAGCCGCCACAUAUCACCAGCUCCUGUGGGUUGCAGGUUGAGAGUCUGACACGGGAUUUUCAGAUUUUCAGAAUAAAGGUACUGACAGCUGAUUGGUGAUAUCUUUUAAAAAAAAAAAAAGUUUUGUAAAUUGUAUGAUUUUUAUGUGAAAAAACUCCACAUAUUCAGAGUUUCUUCCUUCAGUAUCAUGUCAGUCGACAUCACAGCUGUGUUUCUUCCCUCUGCUGCUGAUCCUCACUCCAUAUUAAAAACAACAGUGAGAACACAUGGAGAACUUCAUGACACAAAUAUAUCGUUUCAUUUAAAAAGAAGGCGCAGAAAUUUCCUAAAACAGCUGCUCACUGUAGUUUUUAUCAAACAAACCGGAGGGUAUAGCAUGCUCUUUGGGGACUGUUUUCAGCAGCAGAGUAAUCCACUUUAGGUGCUGUAAUGAGUUUUUGUGUCAGAUCCACUGAGCUCACUGUUGACAUCCACAGUUUACAGAUGAGUUUCACAUCAACAAUCAGCUAAAAGUGUGUUUACACCUGGUAUUAAACUGUAAACAUGCUGUGAUCAGAUUUGUCAGUCCUCUUCUGGAGGUUCACAUCAUGUUUAGAUGAUAACAAAAACACGCACAAGGAAGCUUGUGAGGAAAAUGGCCGCUGCCGCAGAGGAGACAGGAUGACAACUCUUUACAUUAAGAGCAAGAAAAGCUCCUACGGGCGUCUGCAGAAUCUGCAGAGAUGUUUCUGCAUAAACUGAAAGUCCACACAAACAAAUUAUCAGCGUUUUUUAACACAUGCUGUCUGCCCAUGGUGGCUCUGCUGGCAGGAAUGAUAGACCUAGUCCUCUCCUCUGUAUAUAGAUAUGUAGACCACCAACUGCAACCCCCCACCAUCCCAUAACAGUCAUUCUAGGGGAAACACUGCAGAAUGACAAAUGUAAAGUUACAGUAAGUGAAAGUAAUGUUCCAUCACAUUUUACAUGUAUGUAGUGAAUAUUGAACUGAAGAUUGACAUUAAAAAAUGUCUUGCAAAUCAAAUUGCAAUAUCUGUCAGCCCUAGUGUAAACACAGUCUCUACAGCAUGACCUCUGAUCUCUGAAUCCCACUGAGCUCUGCUCUCAUCAGCAGUUAUCUAACAUGUAAAGACAGAAGCUCUGACAGUUACAGUGAUGAGUAGAAAUGUUAGAUCCUCGUCACAUGAAGCAUCAGGAAACCAGAUGGAAGCUAAACUGGACAGUUCCUACAGAAGCAGCUCAGUUUACAAAGCCAUGUCUGACUACUACAGCUGAUCUGUUUCCACCUCAGAUUAAUUUACAGAGGACAAAGACCUGAUAGAGAGGAGAAUUAGAACACAUAAUUAUCAUAUGAUGAUAAUUUAUUAUCUGGAAUCAGAUCACAGUUUAAUACCACGUGUUAACAGGGUGUUAGUGUCUGAGGGAGCUUCAUUAUUAAACUAUAAUUAUUAAACUCUUCAUGGACAGAAUCAGUGUCACUGCUGCUCUUUAGGUCUUUAUAGGACAAACAGUCUAUAUUUAAUGCUAUGUAAUCAGUCAAAAUCUGCAUCAUAUUAAUCUGGUGGAUUGUCUGUUUUAUUUACAACCUGGGUCUUUUGUUUUGUCUGAGCACUUGGUGAAUACACUAUCAUCAAAGCUGAUGGAUAGAGGACCCAUGCUGUAAUAAGGUGGAAUUGUCUUUUAAUGCAGUCCAGUCUGAGCCUGUUGAUCUCUGUACAGCUUCACCUGCAGUUUGACACUAAACUGAGAGAAGCUUUUAAAGCCUUAUUUCUCUGAUUUUCUUUACAAACAUGCAUCCACAUGUCUGACGUGUAUUUAUUCUGUCUCAUAUAAAAUCUAAAACUGUAUUUUGUAAAGCUGCAAAUAUAUCAAAUCUACAGAGUAGUUUAUUUUGGAAGACCAAAGUGUGUAAAAAGAGCAUAAUGAACAUUUAUACAGUGUGUAUCUGUCUAUAACUGCCUUACUCUGUUGUGUCUGUGUCGCUGUGUGUUGUGUUUUAUCUGUGUGUAGGUGUAGACCAAUCAUCAGGCCGUCCACAGGUUUAUUAUUUCACCAGCAGGCUGUGUACACGCUGAGAGUCGAGGCGGCUUCUUUAGUUUUCAGUCUGUUGUGUUUUGCCAAAGAGUCUUGUUUGCCUUAAUGUCAGAGCUGCUUUCACACACUCAGCUUCAGCUCCGGCAGCGGCCGCAGCAGCUUAACCUCAGGUGGAGGUCCUGGUUUAUACUCACACAGCAAAAGGUCAAAGGUCGUAUCAUGACACAAACAUGCACUGCAGUCCACUUGUGAAGUCGUCACAUCAUGGCUGACAAAAAUACUGUUUCCAGGUCGAGCUUCUCUGAGUCUCCUGUUUUCAAAAUGGUGCAGUGCUGUGUCCAGUGUUUGAACAGAUCUGAACAGAGUCCAAAAAACUGUUCAGUGUCAUUCUACUGCUUUCACUGUGACGAGAGGAGAAGAGGAAAUGGCUGCAGGUGAUAAGUCACAAUUUUUGAACUAAUGAAGAAAAACAGUUUGACAUCAGCAAGUUAGCUAGCUAACCUAGCUAAUGUUAGCACCAGUUAGCAGUACAGUUUGGUUCUUGCUAUGAGCCCACAUCUUCAUGUUUCAGUUGUCCUUUUCUGUGCUGGCUAUCUUCACUCAACUAAGGUGAAAACAGACGACCAUAUCUAGCCAUUUUCGUUAUUUUGGAACCCAGGAUGCAGCACUGCAGCAUCUUAAAAACAGGAGAGCCUUGGAGAAGUUGGACCUGGAAAUAGUACUUUUGUUGUGACGUCAAGCAGAUACACAUUUCAGACAGUAGGUGCUACAUUAGAAAAAAUUUGCAAUCGUUCACGUCCUCAUCAAUGUUUCAGUCUCAAAUGUGGUUCAUUCAAGUAUAUAAACACAAAAGACAAUGCCUGGUACAAGAGCACGACCCCAGUGAACUUAGUCAUCGUGUGGUUUUCUGCACUGGUGGGGGUAACAAACAUCAGUCUUCUAGGGGGCAGAAUAAAGCGCAUCAGAGCGUUCAGUCUGUGCGUUUUCAAGGUGGCAAAGCACAUCUUAGACAACAACUAGAGCGUCAUCAAACUGUUCAGCUGCGGUUAACGCCCCCUAGCUGCAACACCCAAACUGCAGCUUGUGAUUGAGUUGUGUUAAGAUUUUUCAGGUGAUGCCCCAGAACACAGCAACUUCUGAAUCGGAUCUUUUGUAGCUGGAGGCAUCUGCGUUUACAUACUUGUGAGGACCAUGUUUGGGGCCUUAUUGUGCAGCUACAGGAGUUAAAAUUAAAUCCUUGAUAACAGAACUUAUUAAUGGUUACCAAUAAGUGUAACUUGAAUCAAUUAUGUUAUUAAUUUAAACAUACUGUGCCUGUAUAAUACAGCACUUUAGCAAUUGAAUUUGGGUUUAAUUACCUUAAUGACGAUUUCUGCAUUUCUGGAAGAAUCCAACUUUCCAGUCAUAACUGUGACUCAGAUGUUGACUUGAAUGGAAACUGAUAUUUACGAAAACUUCCAGGUCACAUGAAUACAACACAAAGUAACACCCUGUGUAAACAAAUGAAGUCAAACAGAUGAGUUAAAUGAAUGUGUUUGAACUGAUUAAACAGGUAAAUAUUAGAGUCACCAUCUUGCUUUCAAAGCUCUGGUUUUGCAGCGAUGAAGAGUUCAGUCUGUAAAGUUUCGUCCCUCAUGGCUGCCUCCUCUUCUACAUCUUUAGUUUUUGCAAACUGUGCAGGUCUCUGUGGUUUCAAAUGUCUCUGUUAGCCCAUCGACCUGCAGUGUUGAUUUCUUGGCACCUGAUGUUAAGCUGGUGCAGCAGCUGUUUGUGAUGUCUAGUGUCUUUUCUUGUUGCCUCACUGAACCACAAUGACUGUAAUAACAGACAAAAACAGAAACAUGCUACAGCUUGUAGAAAGGCCUUUAUACUGUAAAGAUACUUGAACUGGAGCUGACACCAGAUCAGUUGUGAACAGUCUGGUCCCAGCACAGGAGCUUCAGCACGUCCCUGUUGAUCAUCGCUGCAGCUUCAUUGUGGAUGUUUUAACUCUGAACACAGACGCAGGAAUGUGCUGUAGAACGUCAAGUCUCGUUUUGUUUCUGAGGUUUUUGUUUCACCUGUGAUUCAGGUCGUUGUGGGUGGAAAUUUGAAUGAAACAUACGUCUCUGUGCCAAUUGUUUGCUAGCCUUGGCUCCUGCCCCAGAGAAGAAAAAGUCAAUAAAUGUGAGAUGUUUUUCUGAAUGAACUCUGUGCUCGUGCUCACUUUCACUUUGUCCUGCUUUGGGUGAUUUAUGCUUGAUUACAGUUUUAUGCCACUGGUACUUGAGACUUUUUAUAGCUGUAGUUAUUGACUUUACAAAUUAAGAAAAAACCUAAAACACAUUUCAAGUAUUGUGUGUUGUUUUGCUAUAAUCAGUAUGCAGCAACAGUAAAAUCAACAGGUAAAAGAAUCACUCCCUGAUCUUGUUGUGGUGCUUAAUAAUGGUGGUACUUUUAUUUUUAAUACUCUUGGCUUGUGAUGGAGAAUUAUUAAACUGGGUUAUUGUUGCUUUUACUUAAGUACAGAGCUGUGGAUUCACAUACAGAUUCAUUUGUACAGUAA
Molecule: messenger RNA, 9277 nt
Organism: Lates calcarifer (barramundi perch)
Lineage: Eukaryota; Metazoa; Chordata; Actinopteri; Centropomidae
Gene: slc9a5
Product: solute carrier family 9 member A5
Exons: 16
Coding region: 1515-4445 (976 amino acids)
Biological process (GO): regulation of pH; sodium ion transport; proton transmembrane transport
Cellular component (GO): membrane
Molecular function (GO): sodium:proton antiporter activity
Source: RefSeq, a predicted model, not a curated record